Drosophila novamexicana is the source of this 2175-nucleotide messenger RNA. It is a transcript of the gene Mkk4, whose product is annotated as dual specificity mitogen-activated protein kinase kinase 4. Gene Ontology annotation, molecular function: JUN kinase kinase activity; ATP binding. The record is from RefSeq and is a predicted model, not a curated record. Lineage: Eukaryota; Metazoa; Arthropoda; Insecta; Diptera; Drosophilidae. The transcript is spliced from 5 exons. The coding region runs from base 340 to 1629 and encodes 429 amino acids. Gene Ontology annotation, biological process: MAPK cascade; protein phosphorylation.
CGGUCACACUGCAUAUUUUGUUGCAUUGCUGACUUUAUUGUUUUUUUUUAGACUAUUUUUAUGUAAAACGAAAGUGUGAAAAUGCAAAGAGCAUAGAUGUGCACGGGACAAUUAACCAAAUAGUUGAGCUGCGUACUCAAGUGUUACUACGCAACCAAUCGGCGUGCGGUUAUGGUGUGUUAUAUGCUUCGCCAGUAGUUUUCGCUGCGAAAAUAUUUUCGGCGCCCCCUUAAGCGACGUGUAUUUGGGGCGCGGCGCCCAACAGAAAAGAACAAAACGACGGGCACAAAGCGACACUCGUACUAAAAUUGCCAGCAAGAUCAGCGCCAGGCGUACACAAUGGCAGAAAGGCCCAAAAAUUUGUUUGCAACUGGACCGAGCCGUUCUCGCAUACCGCCUGAUCAGCUUAAUCUGAACAAUCUGAGCAUACGACAUCCGCCUUCAUCAACGUCGUCCACAUCGUCGGGCUCCACGUCGUCGGGCUCAAGUUCCUCAUCGCAGCAGAAUAAUGUGGCUUUACGCUUUGGUGCCCAGCCCAGCUUUGUGCCAGCUGUGCCGGUGCCCACCAGCAGCAGCAGCAGCAGCAAUAGUAAUGCCAGCGCCGGCGCCAGCGGCAGCGCCACGGAUCGUCAUAGGGAGCGCAUCCGACAGCAGGCAUGCGGCAAACUACAGUUUGGUGAAGGUGCCAUCAAUACACAUCAGUUCACAUCGGACGAUUUGGAAGAUUUGGGCGAGAUUGGACGCGGUGCAUUUGGUGCGGUCAACAAAAUGAUAUUCAAGAAGUUGGACAAGGUGAUGGCUGUGAAGCGCAUACGCUCCACGGUGGAUGAGAAGGAGCAGAAACAGUUGCUCAUGGAUUUGGAGGUGGUCAUGAAGUCGAACGAAUGCAUCUACAUUGUCCAGUUCUAUGGGGCGCUCUUCAAGGAGGGCGACUGUUGGAUAUGCAUGGAGCUAAUGGACACCUCGCUGGACAAGUUCUAUAAAUACAUAUUUGAGAAGAAGCAGCGGCAUAUACCCGAAUCCAUACUCGCCAAGAUCACGGUGGCCACAGUCAAUGCGCUUAACUAUUUGAAGGAGGAGCUCAAGAUAAUACAUCGCGAUGUUAAGCCAAGCAACAUUCUGUUGCACAGACGCGGCGACAUUAAACUAUGUGAUUUUGGCAUCUCCGGACAGCUAGUCGAUUCGAUAGCCAAGACCAAAGAUGCGGGCUGCAGGCCCUACAUGGCGCCGGAACGCAUUGAUCCGGAGCGCGCCAAGGGCUAUGAUGUGCGCAGCGAUGUUUGGUCAUUAGGCAUAACAUUAAUGGAGGUGGCCACAGGCACAUUUCCCUAUCGCAAAUGGGAUUCGGUAUUUGAGCAGCUGUGCCAGGUUGUGCAGGGUGAUCCGCCGCGCUUGCAUACAUCCUAUAAUGGCAUUGAGUUCUCCAUGGAGUUCGCAGAGUUUGUCAAUACUUGCCUGAUCAAGAAGGAGAGCGAUAGGCCCAAAUAUAGCCGACUGCUGCAGAUGCCAUUCAUACGGAGGGGCGAGAACAGCCACACGGAUGUCGCCGCUUAUGUGGCCGAUGUACUCGAGUCCAUGGAGAGCGAUGGCAUUACGCAGUUUACAACCAACCAGCCCGCGGAAAGUUAAUCUGAAGAGCGAGUCCAACUAAAGUCAUAAAUUAACUAAGCAAAAAAACAGUAACAACAAAACGCAAACUAUUCAAAAACAAAACAAAAAAAAAACCCAAAAAAAAUGAAAGCAAAACAUAAAACAAAAAUUGUUGUCUACUUUGUAGCAUUCGUAGUAAACGUAGCGCGUAUUUUGUUAAAGCAAAAACAAAAAGCAACAGUGUGAGUAUAAGCAAAAAAAAAAAAAAAAAAUAAGAUAAAACAAUUUGUAAAAUGCGUAUAAAAUGUUUAUUUUGGUGUUGUAGUGAAACAUAAACUAAUGCCUUUUUUGUAAGUUAAGUGAGCUAGCAUUUGAAAUUUAUGGCUUUUGUUUAUAGUUGUUAACUGCAACCUGGAUAAAUUAAAAGCAAUAUUUGUAAAAUUUGUACACGCCAAUAAAACAAAAACUGUUAACUAAAGCAAACUACGAAAUAGCCAUAAACAAUAAGUAAAUACAACAUUCAAUAUGAUUUAUAUUUAGUUUAUCCGUAAAUAUUCUAUAAACGUUUGUUUUGCAUAUGAAAGU